UUAUUACCGCCACAUAGGUAACGCGGCAACAGACGCGAAAUUGCCAGUACGAUGGCAUUCGAGAGCUCUGCACAGCAGUUAAAGAUUCCGGACGAAAGGAUGAAUGCACAGUUGAACAAUAGUGGCGUACAGGUAGGAUGUGAACCAGUCGCCAGCCAGGUCAGUCAAUCCUAAGCCCAUUUGGUUGAUUUCAUGUAACCGCGUGCAAGGCGUCGCAAUCCCAUGUCCUAUUCACACCCAAUCAGAUACCGGGCGCGCUGAUAAGGAUUUCAGACGAUUUCCUUACCUCCACGCCGGGAGAGGGCCAGAAGGACGUGCCCACCACGGAGAGCACAAAAUUGCAGAACCUGCACAGCCGCAAGCUGUGGGACAUAGGUCCUGGUUCCAUUCAUGGCGAGGGGAAGACACCGAAGUUGGCCGUGAAGCGUCUCUGGCCAGGCUGCGGGGACGACGAGCCGAACGCCAAAAAAGCACUGGCAUUCGAGCAAUUUGUGUCGAUAUACGAUAGGAAAAUAACGCCGCUACCUCAAAUCGAAAAAAGUCAAAGCCGCAAACAAAAUAACGAAUUCGAUUUCGCAUUCGAAAUGUCCGCGAAGCCAAGUGCCAAUUCGGAGGACAUCCUUCUGGCCGGCCUGCUCCAGGACUGGAAACUAGAGGACCAUGACAACGCACAGAUUGGCUGCGACCCAGCGCCCAUGCCGGCCAGUCAAUCCGAAUUGGCACUGGUUCAUUUGAAGUUGCCGUGCAAGACGCCCCAAUCCCAGCCCCAGGUGGAAGCCCAUCAAAAUGCUUCAGUUGCGACCGUCAACAGCGACAGCGGAAGCAUAAUACUAGUGUCCGAUGAUUCCUCAGCUACGGCGUGCAGCUUCCUUCACUCGUCCGAGCUCUGUAACUCCUCCGACUUCGAAGAACUGCGCAAGGAGUUCACCGAGGACUCCUCAUACAUCGAUCUCUCACUUGAUUCGGGCAGCAGCAAUCCUAGUGCCAUUGAAACCGACAUGAAGACACACAAACUGGGCGCGAAGCGCAGAUCGCCGCAGACCAAGGGCGAUGUGUUGGCCAAAAAGAUUUCUUACCAGAAUCUGAACGAGAUGAACAUCUCCUCGAAUCAACCCGUGGUGACGCGCAGUGGUCGUGUUGUGGUCUCACGUCCGAACCAGCAGUUUGACUACUCCUCCUCCUCCCAGUCGAAGGGCGAUGGCGAGGAGGACUCCGACGAGGUGUCACUGGAUGCCGACGACGAUGAGUAUGAGGGAGAAGAUUUCGAUCAGCUCAAGUGGACGGAGCGCAAACGGCGUAGCUUUAGAAACACCAGCUUAGCCUUCAGCCCCGAUGGCAGCCGCUCGUCGCCGGAGGCAACACCUCCGAUGGUCUAUGUCGAAUUGGGCGGCAAAAUCGUGAUCAUUAGGGAUAAACCACAGCCCAAUAUCGUUCUGGAAGACGAUAAGGAACUCAAGACGCAGAUGCACAAGUUUUUGGGUCUGAUUCCAUCACGUCGCAAGCUCUUCGAUCCGUCGGAAUACAAUAUGGAUCGGGGGGAUAUUGAGAUGGAUGUGUACGUACCGACCAGUCUUGUUACCAAUCCAUCACCUAGGUCCUCACCAAGCCCAGUUACUCCAUCGGCCAGGUCACGAAUAUGGCAGGAAACAACGCCGACAUCCAUUUGCUCCAACUUGAAUUUAUCGCAUACCUACACACCGACCGUGAAUGAGCUCCAGACUAAGCACAUGGAUGACUCUAUAAUCCAGGUGAAUUUGGACUGCUUUCAGAAGAAAACACCAGACUCUGUCAAGGAGCCCAUUGAUCUAAGCGAGCUUCCCAGCCAAAAGCAACUAGCCACCAACUGCCGCCGCCACAAGAGCUGUGUAGCCCGCCUGGAGCGGCACCCACAUUUCUACGGUUUCGUCCAGUCGCUCAGACCGUCAGUCUCGCUCAACAUGUGCCAUCCGCUGGCCCUCACCUUCCGGCGGACCAAUUUCCAGCAAUCUAAGGUGGCACUGGCCAAGGUUCUGUUCAACAUGUUCAAUCACGCGGUCUUCCACUGUGGCCUGCAGGUGCCCAUUGUUUGGAAGCACGCAAUGAAGAAGCGCUGGAAAUGCGAGCUUGGCUUCGACGCCUCCGGCAGGCGCACAGCACAGAUCCUGCUUCUGCACAGCAUAGACACUGCGGCCGAGCUUAUCUAUCUCCUGCUGCACGAGAUGUGCCAUGUGGCGGCUUUCCUGUUCAACCGGGAGUUGGGUCACGGCGACAACUGCCGCAGAUGGACCUACCAGGCGAAGAUGGCCUUUCCGGAGGUGCCCGCCCUCAUGGAGUGCAUAGCUAGCUUCAUGUAUACGUGCAGCAUGUGCAGCCGUUCCUCCUACGGCUUGGCCGACUUGAAAUCGUACAACAUACGCUGCUACUACUGCCAGUUCGAGGUGAGCGUGAAGCCCGUUAGCAAGGCGAACAUGCACGAGGGCGCCCGUUCCGAUCGGACGAUGACACCGUUCAAGUGUUUCAUCCGUGACAAGUAUUUGAAGCUGGGCGCGGAGGGGGGCGUCACACACUCCUCGAAGAUGGCGCUACUCAACGAAAUGUUCGCGAAGAUGACAGCCGCCACGGAAUAGCUGGCAGCUGUCUAGCGGCUAGCACACAACUUGAAGAAUAUAUUUUAUAAGUACUAUAUGAACAACCAUGGAAGGCGGCCCCAUCAAAAUGGAGCAGCCUCCAGUGAAAACGAACACGCUGUGACCUACUUUAUAUACCUACCUACAUUUUAUACAAACUUCUAUAACCUGUACAAUGGCGCUAUAUGGGAUGGGGGGCUCCACGGAGCCCCAGAAUCCCGAGAAGGCGUUCGUCAGCUAGUCUACGUGUUAACUAGUAUAUACUUUUAUGUUUAACUAACAAAUUACAUGUGAAUACUACUACAGUAAGUCUCGUCGGAACGCUGGUGGCUAUUGAAAUAGCAUGUCGCUGUUUUUUUUCUACGGAAUCAAAUGAGAAAUCAAAACAAUUUAAUAUGAGAAACCAUCAUAGUCGCAUGUUUGAAGAAAUGGAAGGCAUUGUUUGUUUGUUUUUGUGAGAAUUUUCUGUUUGCCAACUUCUUGUUAAUGGCACCCCAAAAAUGAAAACGACAAUUAUACAAAUGCAAAUACAGAUACACCAAUUUU
This is a messenger RNA of Drosophila melanogaster (fruit fly), 3152 nucleotides long. RefSeq lists its product as uncharacterized. Gene Ontology annotation, biological process: DNA damage response. The transcript is spliced from 6 exons. NCBI's taxonomy places the organism in Eukaryota, Metazoa, Arthropoda, Insecta, Diptera, Drosophilidae. The record is from RefSeq and is marked reviewed. The coding region runs from base 585 to 2606 and encodes 673 amino acids.